UUUUUUUCUGAUACUCAUUUCAGGCUACCGAGAUAAAAGAUAUCAUCAUAAUUGAUGUCAUCGAAGGAUUUUCAGCCCUCUCAAGCUGAUCAAGCAGCUAGUGUAUCAACUGAGGAGAGUAAAGCAAAUCAUAAAGAACAAGAGUCUUAUAGAAACCUGCAAAAGUUGGUUCUUACAUUUGAACAAUUUGAUAGAGAAACAAAUGAGGACACUUGUAGAAACGUGCUAAUAAAUAUUUUUCAAUUUGGAAAAAAAGUAGAAAACUUGAAUAUUGAGGAUAAAAUAAAGAUUGCUAAAGUGUUAGAAAAUAAGGCCAGUUUUCUAUAUAAUUUUCUUUUCAAGUUUGGAUUUAAUUUUGAUCCCACAUACUCACUUUUACUUUUAAAAUAUAGAUCAGCCUUAGAGUUUCUGAUUUCUUAUUAUGGAUCCUUCCCCUUGGAUGAAGAUGAAAAGGCUCUAAAAAGAAUCUUGAUAAAUCUUGAAAAUGAAAUAAAUCCUACAGAUGCUUUGGAUGAAGCUAUACGUUUUCUGAAAGAAAGUCUCUUUCAGACUAUAGAACCUGAGGGAUUUACCUUUGAAAAUUUACAUCUCCCACCACAUGUUUCCAAAAAACAUUCCUGGUGGUAUACUGAUGAGGAUUAGUUAAGUAAAACAUGACUGAAUUCUGCUGUCAAUAUGAAACUAUUUUUAAUGAUUUUCAAGAAUAUUUUAAUACUAUUCAGAAUAUAGGAAGACUUAACUCUAAUUUUGAACUUGAAAUAAAAUCAUUUGAAAGAAGAAACCUAAGGAUUAAUGUGGAGAAAGACUAUAUCAAUCUCUAUAAUCAGCUCAAACUUCAUUCAUUCACAUUUCAUCAAUUGUCUAUAUCUGAAAAGAUAAGUCUUGUUACUUUUUCCAAAGAAUUAGAUGAACAGCGUAAAGAAGAAACAUUUCAGUUUAAAAAUUUCUUAAGUCAAAAACGUUUUCUAACUGUUCAAUCUCUGAAGGAUGUGUUCAGAUUAGUUUUUGUAAUUGAAGUGACUGAAGCAAGGAAUUAUCUUCAAGGUAUUUUAGAUGAAGAUGAAGAAUUGAAACAUAUUUUCAUUAACCUUAAUAUAACAGAUUUUGAAGUGAAAGAGUUGGAAAAUUUUUUCGAUAAUGUGUUAGGCAAAACUUUUUUACCCUUUAGACAGGCUGCAAUUGUAUUUGCGAAAUUGGAAACAUUUAAUAAAGUUGAGGAUUUUAAGGCAGCAUGCCAAUAUGCAGUUCUUAGACUAUCGAAAGAAAAUCCAUUUAUCGAUUCAGAACAAUCUAUACCUGAAAGCAAAUAUGUAUCUAAAUUCAAUAAAAUAUGCUGUGAGGAAUUUAGGACAUUGAAGGCAGAGGAAACUCAACCGAAUAUUAGCAAGAAAGCCCUAAAGUUGCUUGACGCAAAGAAAAGAAGGCAAGCGAUAGGAAAUGCAUUUACUAAGGAUAUGGAAAGACAACAUAAUUAUCUUCAAGACUUUUCUGAACUAAAAAUGUGUAUAGCCGAAAACCCAUUCAGUAGUUUAAAGACAUGCGCAUCUCAUUUCGAGAAACAUGGAAGAAAGAUUUGUCAAAGUCACGGCAAGGAAGAAACGCCACAAAACUAUAUUGACAUCAUGAUAGAAUAUCUUAAUACCAAGCCUUGUUUCGUAUCAUUUACACAAGAAGCAUCAAAAAUUAGAUAUACUUACACUUUUUUAGAUGCCAAAAAUGAGCGAAAGUAUAAGAUAAUCAAAUUAAAACAUUGUGAAACUGGUGCUAUAACUGUAUCAACUUUUCAUGAUAUAACUAACUAAAAAUAUGUAAGUUUUGACUGCUGUGCUCAAAUGUUAUCAAUUAUUUCAAAUAAAUGUAAAUUAUUACUUUUAGUAAUAUUGUAAAUGCAGCAACUGGGAAAAAAAUGUCACUUUAAUUGUAAAAAAGUUUUUGUUUGCCUAAUAGAUAUUUUUUUCUUUUGAUAUCAGUCAUGUAUGCCUCAGUUUGAUUACAAUUGAUACUAAAACUUGAAAAUAAAAUUUUUAAAUAAAUUUGGUCACCAUUUUUAUAUAUAAUAGGUUUAAAUAAUGUGCAAAAUUUGUAAGUGACUAGUUUAAGAGCUGCACUUUAUAUUAGGUACCGGUACCAAAUUCUAGGUCUGCUAAUGAAAGUGCUAAAUUUGUGACUAUUUUAAGAACUACUUAAAAUUGGGUAUUCAGAUGUCAAGUGUCCAUUUGCUGAUGAAUGAAGUGGGAAAAAAUGGUUUAAUACUUAAUAGUUUCUUGCAAAAUUUUUUUAAAGAGAAAUCUUCAGCUGGUUGCAAUGUCUGGCACCUACCUUGUUGAUUACAUUGGCUUGUAAUGUACCAGUAUUGUGGAAGCUGUCAUUGAUGGCCUUGAUUGUUGUUUUUUUUUCUAUUUCUAAAAUUGUAAAUGUGUUAUCAAUUUGCUAGCAGAACUAUAAUUAUUUAGCGUUAGCUAAUGAGAGCUAGAUUGAUUCAUGUGUUUAUUUUUUAUUUUGUUUGAGGAAAGCAAAUACCGGUAUAUUUAUAUUUUUUUAUAUGUUACUCUAAGGCUCAUUUAGUUUCUUAUUCUAUUUGGUUGUUAUAAUAUACAAAAUUCUGUGGGUUCUUUUUUUUUUUUUUUUCAGCUUUCUGCUUUGCCAUUUUUUUAGUGUUAAAUGCAAAAUAAGCUAUUCUAAAAUUAAAAACAAAAAAUUAUUUACAAAAUAAUUUCUGAAAUGUUAGUCAUUUUCAAAUUUUUCUGAAUUUAAAAUCAUUUAGUAACAUUUUUUUUAAAGUUUAUAAUAUAAAAAAUUACUGGUUUUUAAAACAAUGUUAAUAUUUUUGUCUUGAGUAUAAAAGUAAUACUAUGAUUUUGUCUGCAACCCAGCUAAUUGCCUAAUUCAUAAGCUGAAUAGAAUUUUAAUGGUAUACUCUUGUAAUAAUGCAUUAAAUGUACUUGAAAGAAAACCCUGUGACUAUGGUAUAAAAGUUUUCUUUACCUGAUUCUAUCCAAAUCCCUAAUAACUUGUGCAGAUAUCUUGCAUUCUGGAAACAAAGGGAGAGGUCUCUACUCAGUCAUCUCAUGUUUAGAUGAUGAACUAAAGCAGCCAAUGUUAACAUUUGCGAACAAAAAUAAAAUUGUUCUUUUUUUUUCCCUUCUACUGUUUAUUCCAAAUAGCUUUAUUUACUUUUUGAAACAUUUUUUUAAAAUGGUGGAUGUUUUGCUAAACAGUCAGAUCAGAAGAUAUUUAUUUACCUAAUGGAUGGGCAUAGUAUUGUUUAGAUAUAGUAAAAAAAAAAUGUACUUGUCCUAGUAUUGUUCUCUUGUCAUACUAACUACAACACCCACAAACAGUAGAAACAACAAUUUUGUUUUAAUCAGUACCAUCAAUUUGUUUUUUCAUUCUCUGAUUUCUAAAAAUUAGUUUUUCUCAACUGUACAUUCAGUAAAGUUGAAGCUCUGAUGCACUGUCGUGCUCAUGUUUAUGACUUGCUCUAUUGUUAUAUGAACUGUUUUUGUUAGUUAACAUAGGAAACAUUACAUCUCUUGAAAGUAAGAUUAUUUGUGACAAAAACUUAAUCCUAUCACUAGAAUGGUGACCAUCCAAGUAAUUCUCAUUACGGGUACUUCAGUUUUAGGUAAAGCACUCGAAUUUAUGCUGUGUACAAUGUUGCUUUGAAUGAUUUUGUGUUUUUAUUUUAACCAUUAAAAAAAAUAAUUGAAAUUUUAGUUAUAUAUUUGUUUACAUAUAACCUAUUGAAUAAAGGACCUAAAUUCAAUUUGAUAGACAAUAAUUGUGUAUUAAUUAGGAAAAACAUUCCUAUGUUGUUAUUCAAUUAAUUUUCUAUCCAUUCUGCUGGCUGAACCACCACAAUCAUCUCCUUUAAAAUUUAGCAAAUAGUCACAUUAAGUAAAAUGGCUUAAGUAGUUUGACAGUAUAAUAAUUAAAUCUAUUGUAUUUUAAAUACCAGUAUGAGAUGUCUGUCAAUUGUUUACCAUACCAUACCAUCAAAUCCCAUGAAUCAAAAUAAAAAAAUAUAUAUCUA
This is a messenger RNA of Biomphalaria glabrata, 4033 nucleotides long. RefSeq lists its product as uncharacterized. The transcript has 4 exons. Bases 654 to 1802 code for a protein of 382 amino acids. The record is from RefSeq and is a predicted model, not a curated record. NCBI's taxonomy places the organism in Eukaryota, Metazoa, Mollusca, Gastropoda, Planorbidae.